CCCUCUCUUUCUUAUUAAUGAAGAAUCAUUUCAAAUAAAAGGCUCCACAUUCUCUACUUUCCCCUACUCAUCAUUAAUCAUUUCACUUCACUUUUCACAGAAAUAGUGAAGAUGGCUAGGGUUUUAGUUUCAGCUAUGGGGAUUUUGUGGUUAUGGAUGAUUUGGAUAGCCACAGUAGAUGCAGAGUAUGUUAAAUACAGAGACCCUAAACGCCCAGUUGCAGCUCGAGUUAAAGAUUUAAUGAAAAGAAUGACUCUUCAAGAAAAAAUUGCUCAAAUGGUUCAAAUUGAUAGAUUGUCUGCUACCCCUGAUGUUUUGAAGACCUACUCUAUUGGUAGCGUACUUAGCGGCGGAGGGAGUGCACCCCUUCCCGGGGCUAGUGCUGAGGAUUGGGUUAAUAUGAUCAAUGGGUACCAAAAUGGAUCUUUGUCUAGUCGUCUCGGUAUUCCUAUGAUUUAUGGCAUUGAUGCUGUUCAUGGACAUAACAAUGUCUAUAAUGCUACAAUCUUUCCUCAUAAUAUUGGCCUUGGAGCUACCAGAGACCCUGACCUGGUGAAAAGGAUUGGCAGUGCUACUGCUCUUGAAGUUAGAGCUACAGGGAUUCCAUACGUCUUUGCUCCAUGCAUUGCGGUUUGUCGAGAUCCAAGGUGGGGAAGGUGUUAUGAAAGCUACAGUGAGGAUCACAAAGUUGUGGAAGAGAUGACUGAGAUUAUACUUGGUUUACAAGGGGAAAUUCCUGCUAAUUCUCGGAAAGGAGUUCCAUAUGUCGGGGGAAAGCAAAAGGUUGCAGCUUGUGCAAAGCAUUUUGUAGGUGAUGGUGGGACAACCAUGGGUAUCAAUGAAAACAACACACUGGUCGACAAGCAUGGGUUGUUGAGCAUCCACAUGCCUGCCUAUUCUGAUUCAGUUAUCAAGGGUGUUUCAACAAUCAUGGUUUCUUACUCUAGUUGGAAUGGAGAAAAGAUGCACGCAAACCCUGAGCUGAUUACUGGAUUCCUCAAGAAUACCCUCAAGUUUAAGGGCUUUGUUAUCUCAGAUUGGCAGGGCAUUGACAGAAUUACCUCACCCCCGCAUGCAAAUUAUACGUAUUCUGUCCAAGCUGCAAUUCAAGCUGGCAUUGACAUGGUCAUGGUCCCUUUCAAUUAUACUGAGUUCGUAGAUGAUCUUACUUACCUAGUCAAGAACAAAGUAGUCCCUAUGGAUCGCAUUGAUGAUGCCGUAGGAAGGAUUUUGCUAGUUAAGUUCACCAUGGGUCUUUUUGAGAACCCUUUGGCCGACCUCAGCCUUGUCAAUGAACUUGGAAGCCAGGAGCAUAGGGACUUGGCAAGGGAAGCCGUGAGGAAAUCACUUGUGCUUCUAAAGAAUGGGAAAAAUGGAACUGCUCCUUUACUACCCCUUCCCAAGAAAGUAUCAAAGAUUCUAGUUGCUGGUACACAUGCGGAUAAUUUGGGCUAUCAAUGUGGUGGAUGGACAAUUACGUGGCAAGGAUUCAGCGGCAACAAUUAUACAAGAGGAACCACCAUUCUUGAUGCCAUAAAAUCUACGGUGGACAGAAAAACGGAAGUUGUCUUCCAAGAGAAUCCCGAUAACAAGUUUAUGAAGUCAAAUAAAUUUGAUUAUGCAAUUGUUGUGGUUGGUGAGCCUCCUUAUGCUGAGACGGCAGGAGACAGCGUGGAGCUGACGAUGAUUGAUCCAGGUCCUAGCGUCAUCACCAAUGUGUGCGAGGCUGUCAAAUGUGUUGUUAUCAUUAUCUCUGGCAGACCUCUCGUGAUAGAACCUUAUGUUUCAUCAAUCGAUGCCUUAGUGGCAGCAUGGUUACCUGGCUCGGAAGGAGGCCAAGGUGUGACCGAUGUCCUUUUUGGAGACUACGGAUUUACUGGAAAACUCCCAAGAAGCUGGUUUAAAAAUGUAGAUCAGCUGCCAAUGAACGUUGGGGAUUCACAUUAUGAUCCACUCUUCCCCUUUGAUUAUGGAAUUCAGACCAAGUCAGCUCAAGGUGUUGUAGCCAGGUCAAUAUCAGGUGGUGUUGUUCAGAGGUCAUUUAUGUUUUCUAAUAUGUUUUUUGUAUUAUGCACUUUAUAUUUCACAGCUCUUAUUUUAACAUGAAUGAUCUUUAAUUA
Molecule: messenger RNA, 2120 nt
Organism: Mercurialis annua (annual mercury)
Lineage: Eukaryota; Viridiplantae; Streptophyta; Magnoliopsida; Malpighiales; Euphorbiaceae
Exons: 11
Coding region: 112-2106 (664 amino acids)
Biological process (GO): glucan catabolic process
Molecular function (GO): beta-glucosidase activity
Source: RefSeq, a predicted model, not a curated record